CUCUCAGUCUCACCGCUUGGAGUAGAAAGAGAGAGGCAGAGUUCCAGUAGGAUGCUCUCUGUCGAGAGUACGAGGUAGCAGCCGUGGAGGAUAACACACUUUGAAAAAAAAAAUGCACCGAACAGUCCUGAUUCCCCAAACCCCGCAGUGUGUCCUACUAAAAGCGCAUUAAAAGAAACACACAGCGGAACCUUGUCUGCUGUCUUCAAAAGGAAAUUGUCUAUGCUAGAGGGCGGUGGCACUCGCUUUACACUAAAGUGGGUCUGACACCAGUCCUGGGACCCCACGAACCUGUUUUCUUCCCGAGCCAGGAAGAACAAAGCAGAAAGUUCUUGAGCGGUCCUGCCGCAAAGCAGCGGAUUUUGUGUUCCACGAGGAGUUGUUACAUCCUUCGUAUCAUGGGGAAAAGUCAGCAGACUGGACACAUUGGAACAGGACUGGGAUACGUACUGCAAAUGUGCAUCUUACCUGGACUCGCAGUGUUGUUCGUCAUCAGCACGGCUUCCGCUCAAGAUGAUGACUUCCUGAGAGAGCUGCCGGAGACGUUCCCCUCCGAUCCCCCAGAGCCCCUGCCUCACUUCCUGCUGGAGCCCGAGGAGGCCUACAUUGUCAAGAACAAGCCGGUCAACCUCUACUGCAAGGCCACGCCGGCCACGCAGAUCUACUUCAAGUGCAACAGCGAGUGGGUCCACCAGAAGGACCACGUGGUGGAGGAGCGAGUGGACGAGACGUCAGGGCUGGUGGUUCGGGAGGCGAGCAUCGAGAUCUCCCGGCAGCAGGUGGAGGAGCUGUUCGGCCCAGAGGACUACUGGUGCCAGUGCGUGGCCUGGAGCUCGGCGGGCACCACCAAGAGCCGCAAGGCCCAUGUUCGAAUCGCAUAUCUCAGGAAAACCUUUGAGCAGGAACCCUUGGGGAAGGAGGUUUCCCUGGAACAGGAAGUGCUUCUGCAGUGCCGCCCACCUGAGGGGAUACCCGGAGCUGAGGUGGAAUGGUUGAAAAACGAGGACAUAAUUGACCCUUCAGAUGACCGUAAUUUCUACAUCACUAUCGAUCACAACCUGAUCAUCAAGCAGGCCCGGCUGUCAGACACAGCUAACUAUACCUGUGUGGCCAAAAACAUCGUGGCCAAGAGGAGGAGCACCACAGCCACGGUUAUUGUCUAUGUGAAUGGAGGCUGGUCCACCUGGACAGAGUGGUCUGUAUGUAACAGCCGCUGUGGCCGUGGAUAUCAGAAACGUACUCGCAGCUGCACCAACCCAGCCCCCCUGAAUGGAGGAGCUUUCUGUGAGGGACAGAACAUGCAGAAACUGCCCUGCACUACGAUGUGUCCAGUGGAUGGUGCCUGGACAGAGUGGAGCAAGUGGUCCACAUGUGGCACAGAGUGUACCCACUGGAGAAGGAGAGAGUGCGGCGCCCCUGCACCCAAAAAUGGCGGCAAGGAUUGCGAUGGCAUGGUGCUCCAGUCCCAGAACUGCACUGAUGGCUUGUGUAUGCAGAGUUUAUUUUAUCAGAUUUCAACUGAACAGAAAACCCAGAAUGACUUUGGAUUUUCAUCUGCCCCAAGCACAGAUGAUGUUGCCCUUUAUGUUGGCAUUGUCAUUGCUGUGAUCAUGUGCCUGGUGAUUUCGGUGAUAGUGGCGCUGUUUGUUUACCGCAAAAACCACCGAGACUUUGAUUCGGACAUCAUCGACUCUUCGGCUUUAAAUGGAGGAUUCCAGCCUGUCAAUAUCAAGACUGCUAGAACAGCGGACCUGCUGACUGUCCCUCCUGACCUAACGUCCGCGGCCGCCAUGUACCGCGGGCCCGUCUACGCCCUGCACGACGUCUCCGACAAGAUCCCCAUGACCAACUCCCCUCUGCUGGACCCCCUGCCCAACCUGAAGAUCAAAGUGUACAACUCCUCGGGCCUGGUCACCCCACAGGAGGACCUCUCCGACUUCUCCUCCAAGCUGUCGCCCAAGGUCACGCAGUCCCUGCUGGACAAUGAGACCAUGAACCUGCGCAACCAGAGCCUCGCCCGGCAGCGCGACCCCUCCUGCACGGCCGUCGGCUCCUUCAACUCCAUGGGUGGCCACCUCAUCAUCCCAAACUCAGGGGUGAGCUUGCUGGUGCCAGCAGGGGCGAUUCCCCAGGGACGAGUGUAUGAAAUGUAUGUGACAGUUCAUAGAAAAGACAACAUGAGGCCGCCCAUGGAGGACGUGCAGACUGCGCUCAGCCCCGUGGUGAGCUGUGGGCCACUGGGGGCCCUGCUGACCCGCCCGGUCAUCCUGACCAUGCACCACUGCGCGGAGGCCAACACUGAGGACUGGCAGGUCCAGCUGAAGAACCAAUCGCAGCAAGGCCAGUGGGAGGACGUGGUGGUCGUCGGGGAGGAAAACUUCACCACCCCCUGCUACAUCCACAUGGACAUGGAGGCAUGUCACAUCCUCACCGAGACCCUCAGCACCUACUGCCUGGUGGGCCAGUCCAUCAGCAAAGCGGCUGCCAAGCGGCUCAAGCUGGCCAUCUUCGGCCCCAUCACCUGCAGCAGUCUGGAGUACCACAUCCGCGUCUACUGCCUGGACGACACUCAGGACGCCCUCAAGGAGGUUCUACAGAUGGAGAAGCAGAUGGGUGGAAAGCUUUUGGAUGAACCAAAGACUCUUCACUUCAAGGACAGCACCCAUAACCUCCGGCUGUCCAUUCAUGACAUCCCACAUUCCCUCUGGAAGAGCAAGCUUCUGGCCAAGUAUCAGGAAAUUCCAUUCUACCAGAUCUGGAGCGGAUCCCAGCGGAACCAGCACUGCACCUUCACACUGGAGCGGUUCAGCCUGUCCACCGUGGACUUGGCCUGCAAACUGUGCGUCAGGCAGGUGGAAGGAGAGGGGCAGAUAUUCCAGCUGAACAGCACCUUGUCAGAGGACACUCAGAGCAUUGACACAUCCCUCAUGGACCCAGCCAGCAAUAUAACAACUCUUGUAGGACCAAAUGCUUUCCGAAUCCCCCUCUCCAUCCGGCAGAAGCUGUGUGGCAGUCUGGACGCCCCACAGACCAGAGGCAAUGACUGGAGGAUGCUGGCGCAUAAGCUGAAUUUGGACAGGUACCUGAAUUACUUUGCUACCAAGUCCAGCCCUACUGGUGUCAUUCUGGAUCUCUGGGAGGCACAGCACUUUCCUGAUGGGAACUUGAGCACGCUGGCAGCUGUCCUGGAGGAAAUGGGCAGGCACGAGACGGUGGUCUCCCUGGCAACAGAACACUGACAGUGGCUGGAGAACUUGCGAGAAGAUGACAACAUGGCAGAAAACACACAAACACUCAUGGAUCCCCACCAGUCAUUUCUUCUUAAAAAAAUAACAAAAGGUCUUUCAUUUUUUUGAGAAAGAUCCUCUCUAUGAGCUUAUGAAAUUCAAAUCAUGUGCUAUCUGUGAUUUUGAGCUACAAAAAAACUGAGGAUAUUCUUGUUAGCCUGGGCUGUACAUUCCUUGGUACAGAUAAUUUUUUUGGUUGAUUUGGUUCUUUAUACAGUUUCCUAGGGAACGGUUUAUUCUGCUAUCCAUAUAUGUGGAUGAACUUUCCUAAUCCCGAUUCCUAGUGCAUUUAUGCUCUUCGCUGUGGAAGUGUGUAAAGAAACAGAACUUGUGGUAUAAUCCUGACAUGCUUCCCAGCUUCCAAGUCUGAAGGAUAACCAAAUACGGCAUUUAAAGUCUCCUGCGCCUCAUUCUUCAUGUUCCAUUAACCUGAAAUUACAUCUGUACGCAAUACGUUUAUAAAAAAAAAAUCACAUUUAUUUAUAUAUUUUCUUUCAUUGUUAAAAGUAUUUUUAUGCUACGUUAUAUCAUGGUUGUAUUUUCAUUGCUCCUUAUACCGUAUUUUCUUAUUUGCUGUUGCCACCUAGUGGCACAAUGGAAGAACAGCUACAGAUAAUAGACUUGUUCACUCUGUGACUACAAGAUCCAUUAGUGACCUGUAAAUAUAUAUACCAGUUCAAUGCAGUAUCUGUAAACUUUUUACUAUUAUUCUUAUUAUAAUUAUUUUUUUCUUGAUUACUGAUUUAUAAACAAUUUGAAAAGUCACAAUUUGUUAACCCAGACUUUUAUAGUUGUCUGUUUUACAGUAUUUUGAGCUAAACAAAAGUGAACCAUCACUAUCAAUAAAGACGAGCCUACAAAAUUAUUGUGCAUCUAGAACACUAUCAGCGGCCACUUUAAGACAAUACCUGGGUAGAUGGCUCAGGAAAAAACACCUUGCACACUGUGGCCAGACAGAAUUAAUGGUUACCCAAUGUAUGAAUUAUCUUGCAAUAAGUAAAAGUUUUUAGUUUUUCUUAGAAUUUCAAAAUUAGACUACUUUUCUAAGAACCCUUCUCUAUUUAUAACCAUUUCUGAAGAUAUGCAAGCAGAACGAUUCAACAAAAAAGCAACACUUGCAAGAGUUAAAUCUAAGAAUUUAACUGACUUUUUGCAAGACUGGUUUAACAAUUAAUCUGAGCUUUUAGGUUUCUUUUGCUGGAAGAUUCGAGGCCCUUGUGAUUUAGAGUCAAAAAGGUUGGGGAACAGCAAGAAUAGGUUAGUGUCAGAAAUCAUACAAUCAAACACUUAUUCGUCAUUGAAGAAGAGACUAGACAGUUAAAAGAGAGCAAGCAGUUGUAAGCCUAUAAGAAAGCUUACAAAGGAGAGGGAGGGCAUUGGUAGUAGUUAAUUGAUCCCAGGAUCUCAUCCAACUUUUCUUGAAAGAAGCCAGGGUAUCGAGUUCAACCACAUGGCUGGGUAGCUUGCAACAGACUCCCACAACCCUAACUAUUACAAUAUUAACUAAUGUAUUACAAUAGGAGCUAGGUUUUUCUUGUUGUAUUGAAAUGAUUGAAGGGCUCUAAACAUAGUCUUUCAUACAGUUAUUUGAAUUUCAGGAUGAGGUUUAUUCACAAAUGGUGUACAGUUGCUAUAUGUGCUUGAACAUACAGAAGAGGAAAGUAUGCAUCAGUGUUCCUACAGAACUUUCCAGAGGAUUUCAAAACCUAACACUCUUCAAAAACACAUAGAUAGUAGGCUCUGUGCACAUCACCCAAGUUGCCAUUUUUACAAAAUUUUAAAAGCAGUACUUUUAAUACACCAAGACAUCAAAUAAGAUGAUCGCUAAAUGUCCAACGGCAUUCGCCUUCUUUGAGAUGACUGUGAUUAGCCGAUUGUCUUUACGUCUCGGUAGUCAGACGUCUUGACUUGGAGGUGAAGCCACUGUCAAGGGAAGAGACCACGUUUCUGUACCAGCAUUGUUUCUGGACUAUUGGAAUAGAUAUAAGUGCACUCACUAGCCAAAAUAAUAGGACUACCUUCCCAUAAAAUGAACAGGAUGUGUCAGUGUCAAAUAACACAAAGGCAGGAAACCGACUUCCUUCACCUUCCUGGACCUUAACUCACAGACUACAGCUGUACCACAAACCACACACUAUGCUGGGAUAUGCAGUUCAAUCGCACACACCAUUGAAUCCUUAGCACAGCAUCUGAACCACACACAUCUGUUCAUAACAAUUAGGGUUUGGUACUGCAAUCCUGUUUUAUACAGAUCAAAGAGAAACCAAGAGCCUCUUAGUUUCAGAUUCAGAGUAUUUCUUUGCAGCCAUCUAGCAACAAUCAUCACACAUCAUUCGAAGGACAAAUGUGUUUAUUUUGGAUUUUUUCUUAUGCCGCUACGCCUGUUGUUAUUGGUCUAUUUGGCAACAGAUGUUGUACCUGCUUGAGUUGUAUGUUUAAACACUCACAUCUGGCAAAAUGCAUGUGGCUCAACACCGAGACUGAAAAAUACACUAAAGGGAAACCGAAAACAGACAAAACAUUUGGCGUAUUUUUUAGAUAAUGAUGUAAAUGAGUUAUGAUGUACAGAGGUCUAAUUUCAGACAUUUGACCAUUUCAAUUUCAAUAUAUUUAACUAUAGUACAAGUUACCUGUUUGGAAGUUAAGUUUUUUUUGUUAUUUUUCCCUCUUGUAAUAGCUGGCUGAUUUUCAAAAGCUGUGUCUACUAUGCAAACUUGGCAUCCUUUAUAAAAUGUACUAACAGAAAAGUGCUAGCAAUUGCAUUCUUUUUACUUUUUCAGUAUAGUGAUGGUGUGGGUCACUUCCUCUGGCACGCUUCAGAACUCAGUUUCUUGCAAAUGCUUGCAUCUCUUCUGUCAAGUCUAUGUACAAAGUGUAAGAAAGAAUUUUUAAACAAGUAAUAAAUUAUAUUUAUAAGCAACACCUGAAUACA
Lepisosteus oculatus (spotted gar) is the source of this 6219-nucleotide messenger RNA. It is a transcript of the gene unc5ca, whose product is annotated as unc-5 netrin receptor Ca. The record is from RefSeq and is a predicted model, not a curated record. Gene Ontology annotation, cellular component: membrane. NCBI's taxonomy places the organism in Eukaryota, Metazoa, Chordata, Actinopteri, Semionotiformes, Lepisosteidae. Gene Ontology annotation, biological process: netrin-activated signaling pathway; axon guidance. Gene Ontology annotation, molecular function: netrin receptor activity; protein binding.